UUAAUGACGUCAUCACCAAUGAGCCUCAACAAAAACAACAACAGAACUCAGCUGUUCUUAAGCUAACUAGCCGGCCUAGUUACUAAGUACUGUUUAGUGGUGUUUUUUUUUAAUUUUUCGGAUUUUUAGAUGCUGACCUAGUAAUGAAUAUAUUUCGAGAUGAAGCACUUUCCAUGAUUGUAUCAAUAACGCACAGUUAUUCCGUUUAAUUUGAAUCUUUCUUUGUUCCUUCGUUUAGCCUUUAGCAAGUUAGCUUCGUUACCGAGGACAACAGAAACCCUGCUUGACCAAAAGGUAACAAUUACGGCGUUUUCUCGAUCAUGGCACGAACCGUUGACUUAAUCCCUGAUAUAAUAUUUACGAGGAAAAGCUCCAAUUAUUUGGAUUGGUUCGUGUUUGUUUGAAAUGAGCUUAAACAAAUGUAAACAAUCAGCAAAAAUUUGGCGAAGCUGCUGAAAGACCCAAGUCACGUUACAGGAUGUGUCACUCAACCUGAAUGUAACUUAACCCGGUGAUAAACGCUAGAAAGUGUACGUAACGUGCAAGUGUUUUUCCAAGUAAUGGUUGAAGACUUUCUCUGAUCACGGCUAGAACUAUCGCCACACCCCCUUAUCAGUAAAUAUCUUUAGUGUCUUGUUCCUGUAAAUAACAGAAAAAUAACCGAAGAACUAAAAAUACUUAAUGCAGAUAUGACUGUGACUAACAAAAAACGUCAUCAAAAUACUGAAUUAUCGAAACUGCUUGUUCAUUCAACUCUAGAGUUUAUGAAGUUGCAUCUCAGAGGAAGACAUUUGAACAGACCAAGUGCUCUUACUUUGGUUACUAGAGAAAAUUCUGACGUUUUUGGUAAGGCGAACCAUGAUUAAUGUAUGAUAAUUACUAUUUCUGUAUCUUUAGAUUUUACACUCAAUAUUUCUAAACAUUAUCUUAGCUUUCCAGUGUGACCAACAACUGUUAGUAGUAUGAACUUUUUUGGCAACCCAAAUCUAGUUCCUUUGCUGGUGAACUUCUGAACAAGACUUCCCUUUUAGAAAUAUUUAUGGCAACACAGGUGGAGAUUUUGAUCUCCACCAAUGACUUCUACUGUAACUCCAUCAUAUUGCAUCAUGUCGCCACGAAAAAGACCUCUGGUUCCUGUCAGCAGCCGAAGAAAAACAGUUGACGACUACUUUCCAUUCAACUUCCUGCCAGUGGAAUGCCAGUUGCAUGUCUUGUCCUUUCUGAAUGAGGUGGACAAGUGUAGCUGUGCUUUGGUUUGCCUGAGUUGGAGCUGCCUGGUUCGCUCAUGGAAGCUGUGGAGGGUGGCUGACUACUCUCGACGUGGUGUUUUCCAUCUGGGUCAGGAGCGUCUGCUGGUUUCCAACCGUGAGUUUGAGAGGUGGAAAUCCUGGGUCCACCUCUACACCCACCACCUUAUUUCCCGCCGGGCCAGCCUCCUCACGCUGAAGGCCAGCUUUGACCUGGGGGAUCACUGCAACAAGUGGUGGGAGCUGCUCAGUCACCUGCUGGACAAUGUGCACUGUAGAGACCUCAGCCACCUGGACCUGAACUGGACCUGCACUCUUCUUGAGCCACUGGACCUCAGGGUCCAUUCCAGCUCCAGUUCACACCAAGACAGCAUUACUAAAAUGGACCAGGUAACCAGUUUCCAGGAGUUGCUGACUAAACUCACCCACAGCUGCCCUCGCAUCUCAAAGAUGCGUCUACACUUUGACUGGUCUGAUUUGUCUGUGUCCCUGCUUACCCAGUUUCAGCAGCUCAGAGUCCUCGAGCUAAAAUCCUUCUGGGUCUUUAAAGGGGUGACUCCCUCAACUCUGCAGACUCUAACAAGAUCCCUGCCCAACCUAAAGUCUCUGACUUUAAACAUUCUAGUGCCACUGAGGAACCUGGGUAUCUCAUACACUCUGGAGUCUCAGUCUUUGGAGUUCCUGGAUGUGUCACCAAGCAGAGGCCUGGUCUUUAACUGUCUGAAGCUGCCUGCUCUGCGUGAGCUUCGAGCCAAGAAGAUCAUCCGUGGCAUCACACUGGACCGGAGGACCAGGCUGAGAAUCCAGAGCAGGUGGCCCUGCCUGUACCAUGUCCUCCGGGAGGGGACCCCCAAGCUUCAGGCUCUCAAUAAUGAGAGGCUUCUCCCCACAUGGAGAGAGGAGAGCUACGGGGAGCUAAAUGCAAUCCUAGGACAGUCUUGUUACUGCAUUCAACAUCUAGACAGCUGGCUCUGGUAGCUGACUGUGUGAUGUUAAACAAGCUGGCAGGAGAAUAAAGCAAUAUAUUGCUUUUACAUGUUUUAGUCCUUAUCUGAAUAAAACUGUACUGUAAUGAACUGAGAGACACAAGUUGAACAUACGUUCCUGCAGAUUUAAACUGACACUUGAAGGACUGCAAAUUUGCAAUUCUUUAUCAAGAAGCUGCUGUUACCAUACAAAAGACUUUUCCAUAUUUGGUCUUUAACUGUUUCAAUUUGUUGUCCCAUAUCUUCCAAAAAGCUGUAUGCACUGUUGUGUGCAGGUCUGGAUACAUUUCCACUGGAGCUCUGUGCUGGAAAAGUUAGAUUAACAGUUAACCUUACCUGAGUGUGGUGUGUAUGGCCUAUGUUUUGUGAUGGUAAGGCUUAGUUGAUUAAAUUAAACAAAGUGUCAUUUAAUUUUGAAGUCACAUACUACUACAAAAAAAUCUACAGAUCCAAGUGUAAUUUGCCAGAAUAUUGCAACAGAAGUACAACAAAGUAAUUCUCAAAAUAUCCGGAUUUCUUCUCUGUAUGAGUUUACAUAGAAGAACUACCAGCUCCAUUAGUAAUAGUAAGUUAAAUUAUUGACUAAAUUCACUUGUAAUAGCUCAUGAUUGUAUUUGAUGACUAAAAAGAAACAAGGCCACAAACAGCCAAUAUGACAAAUUGUGCACAUCAGCAAAUCAACAUAUAAAUCUGAAUUCAAACUGAUAAUGUGCUCAGCUCUUUUCAUCAACAAAACAUAUCUAAUUAUACACUGGUGCUAUGUAAGUGAUAUAGAAGAGGACCAAAAAGCUUCUUUUAAGUGAUGGUUUGUACCUGUCUAAAGCAGCGCUGUAGGGGUCCAAGCAGGUUGCAAGCAUUCAGAUGUUUCUAUUAGCUUAGGAUAAGGAACAAACUCUAGGUUUUCUUUUGAGAAGUUUAUUAUGUAAAUUUUAACAUUUCUGCUUCUAAUGGUUCUUUUUCUGUCAAAACACAGGAAGAAAUAUUAAUUUGAUUUAUUGCAUUUUUCCCCCAAAGCUAUUUUAGUUGGAUAAGAAAAACAACUGAACUGUUCAGUUAAACACCGAUCAACUUGACCUAAGUGGAUUUUUGAGCACUGAAGCUUUGCAUCUUUUCAUCUUGUGCCUUACGCUGUAAACUAAAGACAUUUGUCUUCUUGCUGACUAUCAGCAUGAGGCAUUUAUAUCGUAUGUGCAGCACUGGAGGGUUUUUUUUGUCUUUUUUUUUACUUAAAAUGCUUUUAACAGUAAAAAUAUUUGGAAAACUAUUCUGAAAACCAUGCAGUUUUGCUUUGCGUUGAGGUGUUUUACUCAAUAUUUAAAAAAAAAUGAACAAGCAACUGGUGAAACUGAAAAUGUGUUUACAGUAUAACAGAAAGCAAUGAAAGCCACUUCAGACUCGUUUGAAAUUUGUUUUCACCACACACUGUAAGACCAAACAGUAAAAGAUUGUUAAAAAAUGUAGUUUUUAAAGCUUGUUCAGAUUUACUUUUCUGAGUUGACAAAUAACAUUUUUAGUUCCAAGCUAGCAGUACUUGAUCUCUUAAAGUAUUUUGUUGUUAUUGCAUUCGAGUAAUCACCCCUUUAUCUUAAGUUUUGCCAGAACACCUUUGGGCUUCAGUCAUUUUGCACCAUUAGAGAAGUUACCAACUCAGUAAGAGAAAUCCCACCUGUGUGAAGCAAUGACAAUGAAGCAUGGAUGGUGUACUGAACAUGAUGGAAGAGCACUUCCUGGUUCUGUGUGCAUCUUUCAUUUGAUGAUACCUUUUGACAUACAAGUUAGCAUACUGUGGGUGACAUGAAUGUCCAAAAUUAAAUCAUUUAAAGAAAUAAAAGAAAAAUGUCAGUGGAUGAGUAAUACGUAGCUUCGUGAAAAGCCCUUUAACAUGCCAACAUACGUUGGAUUUCGACAGAAGGUUAAGAGUUGUAAACCCUGAUAAUUUACUACAACUUAAAAUAUUAGAGGAAACUGAUAACCUACUAAUAGGUAAUACUGCCAUUUUAAGUGUGCUAAAGUGUUUUUUUCAUCCAUUGUAAUUUUCACUUUAAUUCUAAACAUUUUGAUUUUGAUCAUUUGUGCCACACUAGGUAAUUAAACUUAGCUUAGACAGCUACAAAUAACAAUGAUUUGUGGUGCAUGUUGAAUCAGGAAGUGCAUUUCCUUUGUGUGUGCACACCAUCCAUGUUGUAUUGAAACGGUUGGAAUUGUUUAACUUGGUGGGUAACUUUACUCAUGAUGCAAACGUGUCUAUUGCCCAAAGCCAUUCUGGGUAAACUGCAGGUUAGGGAUGCUUGUCAAAUAUUUUACAUGACAAAAAUAAUUAAGAUGAUUGAGUACUUUCACUGAAAACUAAAAAAGUGUUCCAUCAACCCAGAAAAAUAGAGCUGAAAUAGCUGUUUUUUUAAUUUUUAGUUAAAACAAAUCAUUUAUUUUUGACAACAUUUUACGGUUUGGUCUUGUGGUGCAUUUGAAACACUCAGUUUGCAUUCAAGAACUGGAUUUUGAAUUUUGAUAGUGUUUUGAAUGGAGUUUGUAGAGAUGUAGAUGAUCAUUGGUUCAACAUGUUGUUCAACAAGAUGUCUAAACAUUUUAUGACCCAGCAUUGAAGCCUGCCCACCACAGUUGGUUACAAUUACUCUAGAAUGUUCUGAUUAAUGAACAUUCUCAUUAAAGGGGACAUAUUAUGCAAAAAUCACUUUUUCAGGCAUUUCUAACACAGAUAUGUGUCCCUGGCCAAUCCUCUAUAGUACCAGAAAAAUCCAUUCCC
Messenger RNA from Cheilinus undulatus (humphead wrasse), 4997 nucleotides. RefSeq lists its product as uncharacterized. The transcript has 3 exons. The coding region runs from base 1074 to 2225 and encodes 383 amino acids. Lineage: Eukaryota; Metazoa; Chordata; Actinopteri; Labriformes; Labridae. The record is from RefSeq and is a predicted model, not a curated record. Gene Ontology annotation, cellular component: SCF ubiquitin ligase complex. Gene Ontology annotation, molecular function: protein binding. Gene Ontology annotation, biological process: SCF-dependent proteasomal ubiquitin-dependent protein catabolic process; protein polyubiquitination.